Papaver somniferum (opium poppy) is the source of this 1533-nucleotide messenger RNA. Its product is annotated as cytochrome P450 71B10-like. The record is from RefSeq and is a predicted model, not a curated record. Bases 1 to 1533 code for a protein of 510 amino acids. The transcript has 3 exons. Lineage: Eukaryota; Viridiplantae; Streptophyta; Magnoliopsida; Ranunculales; Papaveraceae. Gene Ontology annotation, molecular function: iron ion binding; oxidoreductase activity, acting on paired donors, with incorporation or reduction of molecular oxygen; heme binding.
AUGCCGGAUGUUCCCCUGCCUUUCCAACCUGGAGCCGACUUCAAGUUGCCUUAUAAUUGCCAUGUGGAGGCCUCUUCUUUCAAGGCUGCUAAUGGAAAUGAUCAAACCACACCCAGCUUCCCACCUGGUCCUCCUAAGCUUCCAAUCAUUGGUAAUUUACAUCAACUUAUUGCAAAACAUCCUCACGAAGCAAUGUCGCAACUAUCUAAAAUAUAUGGUCCAGUCAUGCUUAUACAAUAUGGUCGUGUGCCAACAGUAGUAAUCUCCUCUGCGGAAGCUGCCGAACAAGUCUUCAAAACAUAUGAUACUGCGUUUUGCAAUAGAGUUCAACUUGCUGGGCGAAAACAGCUUUCGUAUAAUUAUGUAGAUAUGGCUUUAGCACCUUUUGGAGAGUAUUGGAGAGAGAUUCGAAAAAUAUGCAUCCUUGAACUCUUUACUAAGAAAAGGGUGCAAUCUUUUACUCUUGUCAGGGCAGAGGAGGUUGAUGUUUUGAUUGAUUCCAUAUCAUCAUAUUCUUCAAAUGCAACUUCUGUUAAUGUUUUUGAAAAGUUCACUAGUUUUGCACACAGAACAAUUUGUCGAAUUGCUUUUGGGAGCACAUCUGGUGAAAGUUGGGAUAGAUUUGAUAAUGGAAGUCUCACAAAACUUCUCUGCGAAGUCGCUGCUUUAACUAGUUUAUCAGCAUCUGACUUCUUUCCAAAGGCAAGUUGGAUUAUUGAUAGGAUAACUGGAAUCCAUGGAAAAACAAAAAAAUGCUUUCAUGAUUUGGACAAUUUCUUACAGCAAAUCCUAGAUGAACAUGACAACUCGGAGCGAGUGAAACUGGAGAAUGAAGAUAUCAUAGACGUUUUACUUAAACUAAAAAAGGCUCAAUUGACUACAAUUCGUCUCACUAACGACCAUAUUAAAGCAAUAGUUUUGAAUGUAUAUCUUGGUGGAGUAGACACACCAGCUGAGGUAAUUACUUGGGUAAUGGCAGAACUGGUGAAACAUCCCAAAGUAAUGAAGAAAGUUCAAGAAGAGAUUCGAAGUUAUGUGGGAUCAAAAGGAGAGGUGGAAGAAUCAGAUCUUGAUAAUUUCCAGUACUUAAAAAUGGUAGUUAAAGAAACUCUAAGAUUGCAUCCAGCAUUUCCAUUACUUGCAAGAGAAAGCAUCAAACAUUGUAAAAUUGAAGGUUACGACAUAUACCCCAACACAUGGGUCCUAAUAAAUACAUGGGAGCUGGGGAGAAAUCCUGAGUAUUGGCCAAAUCCUGAAGAAUUCUUGCCAGAGAGGUUUAAGGAUAGCUCCAUUGAUUUUGUUCAAAAUCAAAAUUUUGAGUACAUGCCUUUUGGGGGAGGUCGGAGGAUUUGCCCUGCAUUGAAUAUGGGAAUUGUGUUAACAGAGCUCGUUCUCGCCAAUGUAUUGUAUGCUUUCAAUUGGGAAUUGCCAGAAGGAUUGAAAAGUGAAGACCUAAACAUGGAGGAGUCAUCAGGGAGUAGAUAUGCCCUUGAGCUUGUACCCAUCAAGCAUGUGGUUGGGAAAUCUGAUUAA